ACUUAAUUUGUAGAGCUCAGGAACCUCUUAUCCACCGCGCAGGGCCCAGAUGACAGCGCUGUGCGUAGGCGCCAUUCCGUUUCUAUAAAAAUUUAGCCACUGUUUUUGCUCUCGCCUCAAGUUUCUUUCUCCCCUCCACCCACACCUGGAGGAAGAAGAAGAAGAAGAAGAAGAAGAAGAAACUCAAAGGUGAGCUUAUAGCAGCCAUCUGAGCAGAGUAAUCCUUCUGUGGCAAAAAGAUUCACCAGGAAAAAAAAUGGACUUCGUCUAUGGAGCUGGGAGGAACCACCUGUUUGUUCCAGGGCCAGUUAAUAUUCCUGAGCCAGUGAUACGGGCAAUGAAUAGGAACAAUGAGGACUAUCGCUCACCUGCAGUGCCUGCGUUGACAAAGACUCUUCUUGAGGAUGUUAAGAAGAUCUUCAAGACUACUACUGGAACACCAUUCAUUAUCCCAACAACAGGUACUGGGGCUUGGGAAAGUGCACUUACUAAUACUCUAUCACCUGGAGAUAAGAUUGUGACUUUCCUCAUUGGACAAUUUAGUCUUCUCUGGAUUGAUCAACAGAAACGCCUUAAUUUCAAUGUCGAUGUAAUCGAAAGUGAUUGGGGACAAGGUGCCAAUCUUGAUGCAUUGGCUUCUAAGCUACAAGCUGACUGGUCUCAUUCGAUCAAGGCUGUCUGCAUUGUUCACAAUGAGACGGCAACCGGAGUUACCAACAAUUUGGCAACUGUAAGGAAAUUGCUUGAUGAGUACAAACAUCCUGCAUUGCUCCUUGUCGACGGAGUCUCAUCAAUCUGUGCUCUUGACUUCCGCAUGGACGAAUGGGGAGUCGAUGUCGCUUUGACAGGAUCUCAGAAGGCUCUUUCAAUGCCUACUGGUAUGGGAUUUAUAUGCGCCAGUCCUAAAGCUCUUGAAGCCGCCAAGACUGCUAAGUCUCUGAGAGUGUUCUUCGACUGGAAUGACUACUUAAAGUUCUACAAAUUGGGAACUUACUGGCCCUACACGCCUUCCAUCCAACUGCUAUAUGGACUUAGAGCUGCCCUCGACCUCAUAUUUGAGGAGGGUCUUGACAAUGUGAUAUCCAGGCACACCCGUCUCGGAAAAGCAACAAGACUUGCUGUUGAGGCUUGGGGCUUGAAGAACUGCACACAGAAGGAAGAAUGGUUCAGUAAUACUGUCACUGCUGUGUUAGUUCCCUCUUACAUUAACAGUGCUGAUAUAGUGAAGAGAGCUUGGGAGAGAUACAACUUAAGCUUAGGAUUGGGACUCAACAAAGUGGCAGGCAAAGUGUUUAGGAUAGGGCACUUGGGCAACCUUAAUGAGCUUCAAUUGCUGGGUUGCCUGAGUGGCGUGGAAAUGGUGCUCAAAGAUGUAGGAUACCCAGUCAAGCUAGGAAGUGGAGUUGGCGCAGCAGCUACUUACCUUCAGAACAGUACUCCUAUGAUACCUUCUCGAAUAUAAGGACCACUCUGGUUCUUUGCUUGGAUCAAUUAGGACCAGAAUACUUAUGAACUCCUUGAAUUCUCAAGCUAAAUGUAUAUUGGUGAAUUAUUAUCUCUGUAUCAAUUAAACUGUGUUCAAAGCAAUACCAAUCUCAUCUGGUUUCACUGUAUUCA
Messenger RNA from Zingiber officinale, 1617 nucleotides. Its product is annotated as serine--glyoxylate aminotransferase. Lineage: Eukaryota; Viridiplantae; Streptophyta; Magnoliopsida; Zingiberales; Zingiberaceae. Gene Ontology annotation, molecular function: L-alanine:glyoxylate transaminase activity; L-serine:pyruvate transaminase activity. The transcript has 6 exons. Bases 257 to 1462 code for a protein of 401 amino acids. The record is from RefSeq and is a predicted model, not a curated record. Gene Ontology annotation, cellular component: peroxisome.